Moneuplotes crassus is the source of this 564-nucleotide messenger RNA. The record is from the annotation of a GenBank genome assembly. Lineage: Eukaryota; Ciliophora; Spirotrichea; Euplotida; Euplotidae.
UUGGAAAGCACGAUUAUGAAGAUCCUCUGAUUCCUCUAGUUAAUGACUUCUCCACCCUCUGAGAUAAAGACUGUAACCUUUCUGGAACUUGAUGGAGCAUUAUAGAAAGCUAUCAAAUCAAGACCAUGGAGGAGGGCUGGCUUGGCAAAUUAUACUCUUGACUUAUUUUGAUUUUGAGAAAUAGAAUAGGAUAUGACCACUAUCUUCUCUCACGGAAAUUGUUAAUAUUUGGAAUGUUUUAAGAGGAAUUUAUAAAGAAUCUUUUGAUGACCACAUUCUUAAUUUUUGUUGCGGCGGAUAAAAAUCAGACAAAGACUGUAAGCUCAGUGUAUUCUGACUCAAGAUUCACUCUCUCUAAUUAUGUCUUGAAUUCAAAAUAUAAUAGUUGACCAGGAAUUGGCAAGUUUAUUGCUCAACAAAUGAGUAAAAAUUGUACAAAAAAGGGUCUGAAAUCGUCAAGGUUUAUGCCAUCCCUCUCAGAAGAUGUUCUGGUACCACGGAGGUGCUUCCUAGUUGCUUUUAAAGACCAAUAGUCCUGAUUUUUGGCUAUCUGAAUCUUGCUUA